AUGGCGACGAAACGAGAACGACGAUCACGGCGUUCUGCAAAGGAAGAUUCCUCUCCAGCAGCCAAAAUUGAGCUAACGCCAGAACCAAAGCAAGAUUUUCUAAAAGUUCCUAAGCGAGGUGACACACCGCGUGAUUUCAAAAGUUUACACAGGGAAAAAUCUCCUUUUGAAAUCGGUGAAAAACCGGAUGUACAAGUUGCAUCACAAAAAGCAAUUAUUGAUAAAGCCCUUAUAAUGGACAUAUCGGGAGGAGUAACAAACGUAGAUGAAUACAUUUCAUUAUUUUUCACUGAUUCAUGUAGUUUGGAUCCCGCAAGCUGCGGAGAUAUUUCAACAGUUAAAAUAGAAGUCGUUGAAGAAGAACCUAUCGAAGCAGCACCACCUAAGCCGGCCGUAGAGCACGAACAAUCCUUUCAAAGUGUCGAAGAAGAGCAGACCAACAUUGAAAAAGGUAAGUCUCCAGAAGUCAUUCCCGCAGUAGAGCCAGUUCCUGAACCUGAACCAGAACCAGUUGAAGAAGAGCCAGAAGAUGACGAGGAGGAAGAAAUAGAAGAAGAAAUUCCUCCCCCUCGUGAACCGACGCCACCUCCCCCCCCACCACCUAAAGAACCAACGCCCGAGCCCGAACCUGAACCAAUAAAGCCUGAACCCGAGCCAGAAUAUGAUUCAGAUGUUGAGUUGAUUCCACCUAAGGAAGAGUUCGAUCCGUCUGUGUGGAAGAGUGUAGAUGACCUAGAGCAACAGCAGCAGGAUAGAGAGGAGGCUGUUAAGAAGAAUAAAUCAAAAGAAUCUUCACGACGCGAAUCCCUUAGUGAAAUGACCGAAAGGGAACGAGACUUAGAAUGGCAGCGACAACGUCAACUAAUGAGACCUCCAUUGAUAAUUUCUCAUUUGAAAUCAAGAGCAGCUCCUAAAGGUUCUGUGGUUAAAUUAACAUGUACCAUUUCUGGUCCUGGUAUAACUGUUCGGUGGUUCAAAGACGGAAACCCAAUUGAACGUGAUGCCAAGCACACAUUCAAAGUUAGUGAAGGCUUAUUGAGUUUAGAAAUUAAAGACGUGGAUUUUUCUGAUGUUGGCGAAUACAGUUGCAUUAUCAAAAAUAAAAAUGGAGAAACAUCAACCUCAACAUCUUUGAAAGUGUAUGAAAACUUUGAAACGAAACCAGUUCCUCCCACUUUCAUUUCAAUCAGAGCUUCAACGGUGGUCGGAGUCAAAUCGUCAACAGAAGAAAAACAAUCAGGUGUUGAAACGCCAAGUAAUACAGAAAACAUAAUUGCAGAAGAACACAAAAUUACUUUGGACGAAAUAUUACAAACUUCAGAGAUAUCUGAAAGCGAAGAACCUGUCUCUAGUGUAAUUAGUGAAAAUAUGAGAAAUGCACAAGUCACUGAAGCAACAGUAAUAUCAAUAGACGCAAAAGACAGUUCAAAAAAGGUUAAACCAGAACAAUCACCACCACCUUUGCAAUACGGCGAUGACGUAGUUAAAUACCACCAUAAAAAAAUAUUACAUAAUCGUGAUAAGUUGGCAUGGUCAGUACAUCUCACUAAUAGAGCUGGCCUAGCGGGACGACGUUAUAAAUUAAUGUGUGCAGCCACGGGAUUCCAACCAGAACUUGAGUGGUUUAAGGACGAUAUCCCCGUUGUAUAUAAUGAUCAUGUUGUAGACAUGAAUGAUUUGCACCGCGGAGCGUAUGGGUGUAUUUGGAUCAACAAUUUGAAUCCGGAAGACGCCGGUACUUAUAAGUGCGUUGCAUUUAAUGGUUUUGAACGUAUCGAAACUACUUGCAAUUUAACAGUAGUUAAACCAAAUAGUGAGUCAUGCGAAUUUGCCCCAUCAUUCAUACCUCAUCGCACCAGAGAAAUAUUUGAUACAAAUAGUAAUAUUUUGACCAUCGAACACCAAAUUAGAGCUAACCCUCCUCCGACAGUUACCUGGGUCAAAGGACUGUUACAGUUAGGAAUGCUAAAAGAUCCUCAUUUUCGCAUUUCGCAACAUUUUGAUGAAGUCGCAGAACAUACUAUUGCGGCUUUAGUAUUUUAUGAUCCUACUUUCAUGGAUUCUGGAGAAUAUGUAUGUACUGCAAAAAACAAUUUGGGAGAAGCUACUGUAAGUUACAAUCUUAAAUAUUCUAACGAAGAAGAAUAUUUCACUUGGUUAAUAAAGAAAAAACCAUCGGAAAAACUAGCUCGUGAAUUAGAAUUGGGAAUAAUAGUACCGAAAGACGCUCCUACAUUUGAUGUUGACGAAAUACUGGCUCAAGUGGAUGCUCAGUUUAGUCCAGCGAUAAAUGAAAAUGCGGAUAAUACCGAUGAAAGUAGCAAUAUUAUGGAAUCUGAAAAUUCGAAUCAAAUUAAUACUGGUAGUAAUAAACGAGAUAUGCUGAGCAAAUUGACUCUACCAAGAGUGUCAGAAAUUCCAGAAUUGGAAGACUUGGAGGAAAGCCUUGAAAGUAUCGACCAACAACCUACUUUAGUAGUAAAAAACGAAGAGCUUCUAACUCGCCAAGGGAAAUCAAAUGAAAAUACUCAACAGGAAGAAUCUACUUACGUACGAAAGAAGAAACAGAUUGAUAUUGACAUUGAAGAAUUAGAACGGCGAAACAAAUUUGAUUUUGUUUCCGCUAUGUUGAACAUGAGAGUGGAACUGGGUAAAACAUUCAGAUUAUUUUCAUAUGUCAAGUGCCGCGGAGAUAUUACGGCCGUAUGGAAACAUGAUGGAAGAGUUCUAAAAGAAGGCCUUCGCUCUUCGUUUAUCACAACUCCGAAUGGAACUUGCAUUUUAGAGAUUGAAAAAUGCAAAUUCAGAGAUGCUGGUCAAUACACAUGCGUAGUUAAAAGUAAGACUUAUGGGGAAAUAGAGCAAUCCUGUACAGUAACUGUUUACGCGACUGAAAUAAAGGGAGAGAAACCAGUAUACACUAAAGUAAUCACCGAAACUUACAAUCCCAUUAAGGAUGAAUUGUACUUAGAUUGCACUGUAAGAGGAGAUCCAAUGCCGGAAACUAUUUGGAUUAUAAAUGGCACGUUCUUGCAUAAAAAUAGUGGUCCUAAAUUUUUCUUUCGAAAAUGGGAUGAUGGAAGACAACAAUUAACAAUUUUUCAACCUCGAAAAGAAGACAGUGGACGAUAUGUUUGUCGCGCACGCAACUGUGUUGAUAAAACAGAUAUGGUUUACUAUUUAAACUGGAAAAACAGUGACGAAGAAGUUAUCAAAGAGUUUGAAGAUGAGAUGCAUAAAAAAAUAGAGAAACCCAUACGUAGUCGGCAUUUGCGACCUAAAGAAUGUGAAUACAAACCAGAAGAUGAAUACCUCCUCAAAUGGUCAGAAGAAAGAAAUCGACACGAAAAAGAGUAUCCUUAUAACUAUAAGCUGCGCUUCGUAACUCAUCUUCAAGAUAAAACAGUUCUAGAAGGAACUAAUUUGAAAUUUACUUGUUAUGUGGACGGGAAAUAUCCCCAAUUCAUGUGGUAUAAAGAUGACAUGCCGAUAGUACAGGGGAGGAAAUACCGACAAAAGCUACGCCGAGAUGGAAAAGUAACAUUAGAAGUAAUUAAUGUUACAACAGAUGAUGCAGGAGUGUACAAAAUUGAAGCCAAAAACUAUGCCGGAGUUAUUUCGUCGAAGUCUACAGUAACAGUGUAUCAGAACCCUUACAUUAAAUUUACUCCACCUAUGUUUGCAAGCACAAUUUUAGAAACAUAUUCUUUGCAUUCGGAUGAAAUAAUUUUAGAAUGUCGUGUAAGAGGUUCCCCUCGACCAAAUAUAGCAUGGAUCAAAGAUGGUGAAUAUAUCAUACCUGGAGAUAAAUAUGAGCAAUACGAUCAUGCUGACGGUACUUGCAAGCUAAUUAUUACCAAACCAAACGAAGCUGAUUCAGGCACAUAUACGUGUGAAGCAGAAAGCGGAGGAUGUAGUGAUGCAAUAAGUCAUAAUGUUCAAUACGUUGGAAAAGAAAAGAUAAUGCUAGAACGAACGCAUAAUUUCUAUCAUCGCAAUCCAAAUUUGCCACAUUUUUAUCAAUCGCUUGCGGAUUAUUCUAUUCCAUCUGGUGGAAAUAUUUGUUUAAUAGUUGAAGUUCAGGGAAAUUGUGAAGUACAAUGGUUUAAGGACAAACAAGAAGUUAAAGGACGGCCUCCGAAAAUACGAUUUUAUAGCGAUGGAACCGGUAUUUUUGUACUAUGCAUUUCUGCCGCUACAAUGGACGCUUCUGGACGAUAUACAUGUAGAGCGAGCAAUGCAUUCGGGAAAGCGGAGUCAUCAUCGAAUGUCGAUGUUAUCAAUCCGAACGCUAUCAAAGGUGCAAAGCCGCCUAUAUUCAUGGCUAGACCCCAACCGGAAAUCAAGAUUCGACAAGGGCAGGAGAUUUCUAUGGCUUUCAAGCUAAUUGGUGACCCAAAACCAAAGAUUCAAUGGAUGAAUGGAACGAAAGAUAUUACGAAUGCGGCACGCACAACCAAGGAAGUUCACAACGAUUUCAUUCGUUUUUCUAUCAAAGAUGCUCUAACAACUGACGAAGGCGCUUAUUUCAUUGUUGCAAGAAAUCGUUAUGGAAUUGAUCGUUGUUUUACGAAAGUUACGGUAAAGCAUCCCAAAGGACACAAAAAAGAAAAAGAAAUCGAGGAUAGCGUUCCAGAGCCAAAUAAAUAUGACAGAAGUAGAAUGUAGUAACCACGGCAUUUCAUCACGUUGUAUUGAACUUUUAUAGGUUAUUCAAAUUGGUUUUAAAAUUAUACCCGAAAGUUGAUCGUGUGAAAUAUAGGAUUUCCACUAGACGGCACAAACAUGCCCGUGCGAUUGUGUCGGUUGGGUG
Messenger RNA from Sabethes cyaneus, 4813 nucleotides. RefSeq names its product muscle M-line assembly protein unc-89-like. The record is from RefSeq and is a predicted model, not a curated record. Bases 1 to 4668 code for a protein of 1555 amino acids. Lineage: Eukaryota; Metazoa; Arthropoda; Insecta; Diptera; Culicidae. The transcript is spliced from 8 exons.